AUGAGUAGCAAAAAGUCGAAGAAGGAGAAGAAGGAAGUUCUUGGUGACAUUGAUCAACUGUUUGAACUUGUCGAGAUACGUUCACAAGAUAUUUCGCAACAAUUAGUUAAAGUGUCUGAGACGAUCACUUUACUCAAAUCUCAUUUGAAUUCGUUGUCGAAUAUGGUUACAAACUCGUCGUACGAGUCAUCGUAUUCAAACACACUGAAAGCAUCGACUGCAUAUCAAACGCUAGUCAGUGACUCACUUAAAAACAUCGGCGGGAUAUUCGAAAAAUUGUCACAGGACUUGAAAUACAACUUAUCGUUGGACGAUAUCACUUGCUCGGACGACCCAGAAAUAUCAAAAAUCCACCAAAACAAGAAAUCGAAUAUAUGUAGGUAUGCAGCAAUCUCUUCAUUCGCUUUAAGAAUCGACAAGUAUUUCCCGACGAUUGGAAAAGGCGGACAGUUUGAUGCGGUGGCCAAAAAAGUGAUGAAAGAGUUUCGCGAAGAUACAGAAGCAAGUGUGUCCUAUCGGACAAAGACUUUGCGACAAAUUUUGGACGACGAAAAGACACCCCCAACCCGUCUACCUGUUGGCAUAGAGAGGAUUAUGACAACAAUAGCGAAUUCCGAAGGAGAUAAAACCACAUUAUUUCGACUGUCUUCUGAUACUGAGAGAAUAAACAAUUACUUCGAUGAAAUUAGAAUAGUCGACACAAAGACUCUUGACAACACUGUUCUAUCUUCAAUCCUCAAAAAAUUCAUACGAGACCUUCCACAACCAAUUUGGCCCGAGGAAUUCUUGCAACCACUUGUGAAAGUUAUGGAGAGCGAAGAUAAGAACAAAGUCAUCAACGACAUCAGGAGACUUAUCAUAAAAUUCCCCAUCGAGAACCAAAUCUUCAUUCGACGUCUUCUUCUUCUCUGUAAGAAUGUGACAAACACAAAGGACACAAAAAUGAAUUCGCAAGCAAUUGCGGUUUGCCUUGCUCCUGGUUUGAUGAGAAAGGCUGAUAUGGGGUUCACGUCAAUAGCAGUGAUAGCACCAGUUCUGAACAACGCAUUAUCAACAAUGAUCGACUACCAAGAGGAAAUUUUCGAAAUAGAAUCACUAAAGACCAUCGAAGUGCUUUCAGAGCAAGAGAUAUACGGAAUAUACCCGGCUCUCUUUGACGGAGUAUGUUACUCCGAUUCUCAAGACGGCCCAGCCCUCAACGUCGACCCAAAGUUCUUACGAACUUUCAAGCGACAGCGAAAGAGUAGCCUUGCUUCCAUGCAACCUUCAAACCCACUUGUCUGA
Molecule: messenger RNA, 1284 nt
Organism: Entamoeba invadens IP1
Lineage: Eukaryota; Evosea; Mastigamoebida; Endamoebidae
Exons: 4
Coding region: 1-1284 (427 amino acids)
Biological process (GO): signal transduction
Molecular function (GO): GTPase activator activity
Source: RefSeq, a predicted model, not a curated record